AAUAUAACUUUUUUAAAGAUUUGUCAAGUCACGUGAUAGAGACGUUUGAGAGAGCUGGUCACGUGAUCCAGGUGAAGAUGGCGGACUCGGAGAUGUGUGUCAGGAGCAGCCGAGAGUUAUGGACCAUCUUGCUUGGGAGAUCUGCACUAAGAGAACCUGGCCAAAUCGAAACAGAAUUGGAUCGGAACUGGGAGAGACUUUUGCAGGGUCUGUCUUACUACAAACCACCCAGCACAUCAGCUGCAGACAAAGUGAAGGCUGAUAAAGACACGCCGCAAACUCUUAAAGACUUUGGACUUCGAAUCAGCAAACUGCUGGGUUUGGAUGAACAGCAGAGUGUUCAGAUUCUUCAGUGUUACCUCCAAGAAGACUACAGAGGGACUCGAAACACACUGAAGGCUGUGCUACAGGAUGAGAGACAGAGUCAAGCGCUGUUGCUGAAGGUCGGCGAUUUCUAUUAUGAAGAGAGACUGUGUGUGCUACGCUGCGUGUUACACCUCCUCACGUACUUCCAGGAUGAAAGACAUCCAUACAGGGCGGAGUAUUCAAACUGUGUGAGUAAACUGGAGAAAGAUCUGGUGUCCAAUUUCAGGCAGCAGUUUGAGUCUCUGUCCAGAUCAGAAGCCCCAACAUGGGAGACACAUGGAAAUCUGAUGACGGAGAGGCAGGUGUCACGCUGGUUCGUUCAGUGUCUGAAAGAGCAGGCCUUGCUGUUGGAGAUACUCUUCCUGUAUUAUGCCUAUUUUGAGAUGCCGCCCAAUGACCUUUUGACCUUCACACGCCUGUUUAAGGAGCAGGGCUUCGGACAGCGGCAGACAAAUCGGCAUCUAGUGGAUAAGAGCAUGGAUGCACUGGUCGAUCGCAUUGGAUAUUUCAGUUCUCUUAUUCUUGUGGAAGGGAUGGAUGUCGACUUCCUGCAUAAAUGCGCUUUGGAGGACCGAACUGAACAGCAUCAGUUUUAUGACCAGCAGGAUGUUUGCAAGGAAGUGGAUCAGAUGCUGUUGACGUUUGGGGACAUCUCUCACCAUGGGCCGGUUCUGUUGGCGUGGGUUCUGCUGCGACACACAUUGCGUCCAGAAGAGGUGGUCUCAGUGAUCAGGCGUCUGGGACACACAACUUUCCAGCUUGGGGUCUUUCAGUACCUCACUAACAUGCUGCAGGCACUGGGUAGCACGGGAAAUAAUUGCACAGCCAGCACCGCACGCAUGUGUAUUUAUGGCCUCUUGUCGUUCGUCAUCACAUCCUUUGAGGAGGACACACUUGGCAGCCAGCAGCACUUGAUCAAUGCAGCUUGUGAAGUUCUUGCUGCUCCUAGUUUGGCCGAACUGUUCUGGGAGUCGAAGCCAAACAUGGGUCUGGGUGUGAUUCUGGACAGCGCUGUGGGUGUGUUUCCGUAUAAGACCGGACCUUUGUUACAGCUGCUCACAGGCCUGCUCUCUGACAAAUCUACAGCUAAGAAGGUGUACACCUUUUUAGAUAAGAUGUCCUUUUACACUGAGGCCUAUAAGCACAAACCCAGUGAUGUGAUCUCCAGGGAUGACGGGACUCUGUGGAGAAGACAGACACCCAAACUUCUUUAUCCUCUGGGUGCGGGGCAGACAAACCUGCGCAUGCCCCAGGGCUGUUUCGGGCAGGUGUGUGAGGGCAAGCAGAUGUCUGUGGGUGAACAGGGUUUCUUGGUACGUUGGGAUUAUUCCUACAGUUCCUGGACUCUCUUCACUUGUGAGAUAGAGAUGCUGCUGCACGUCGUCUCUACCGCAGAUGUUCUGGUGCACUGUGAGCGAGUGAAACCCAUCUUGGAUCUGGUUCAUAAGAUCAUCAGCACCGACUGGACGGUUUCUGACUGUCUGCUGCCUCUCACCUCACGGAUCUUCAUGCUGCUACAGAGGUUGACCUCUGUCAUUAACCCACCAGUAGACGUCAUCACUUCUUGUGUCAACUGUCUGAUCGCUCUGGCCGCCCGACAGCCUGGAAAGGUCUGGUCCAGUCUUCAUCAUACUGGAUUCCUUCCCUUUUCCUCCAGCCCUUUGACCAGCAUGGCUCAGACUAUCAGUGCCGAGGGUAUGAAAGCUGGUAACUAUGGCAACCUGCUGGUGUUAAUAGAGCAACCCAGAGGGGAGUACAACGUGACCAUCGCCUUCCUGAGACUGGUUACUACACUUGUCAAGGGUCAGUUGGGCAGCACGCAGAGCAGAGGACUCAUCCCAUGUGUGCUGCUGGUUCUGAAGGAAAUGCUGCCCACUUAUCACAAGUGGCGCUACAACGCGUAUGGAGUCAGAGAGAGGAUUGGAUGUCUCAUUUUAGAGCUGGUUCAUGCUAUUCUUAAUCUGAGUCAGGAGGGGGAGUCAGAGGGCAGUGCCCCCAGUCUUCAGUCGCUGUGUAUCUACAGUCUGGCCAACACUGAGGCAGGGCAGGCCGUGGUCAACAUCAUGGGUGUUGGAGUGGACACAAUCAACAUGGUGCUAGCAGCACAACCCAGCAGUGGUGGUACAGAGGGACCUGGUCAGGUUCUGAUCCAGACAGUUAAGUUGGCGUUUUCAGUCACUAACAAUGUGAUCAGACUCAAACCUCAGUCUGACACGGCAUCACCCCUGGAGCAAGCUCUUACACAGCACGGCGGUCAUGGCAACAACUUGAUUGCUGUGUUGGCGAAGUAUAUUUACCACAAGCAUGACCCAGCACUGCCCCGACUCGCCAUACAGCUGCUAAAGAGACUUGCCACGGUGGCUCCCAUGUCCGUAUACGCCUGUCUGGGAAAUGACGCAGCUGCAAUCAGAGAUGCGUUUCUAACACGCCUACAGAGUCGAACCGAAGACAUGCGCAUUAAAGUCACCAUACUGGAGUUCCUCACCGUUGCCGUUGAAACGCAACCUGGACUCAUUGAGCUCUUCCUCAACCUGGAGACCAAAGAUGGCAGUGAAGGGGCAAAGGAGUUUUCUUUAGGUGAAUGGAGUUGUCUCUCAGUGGUGCUGGAGUUGUUAGAUUCGAAACAGCAGGGGAAGUAUUGGUGUCCUCCACUCCUGCAGAGGGCAGCGCUGGCCUUUCUCCACGCGCUGUGGCAGGACAGACGUGACAGCGCCCUCUCUGUGCUCAGGAGCAAAGAAAAAUUCUGGGAGAAUCUCACUACUCCUUUAUUUGUAAACUUGCCUCCCCCAUCUGAGACCACUGAGCCGUGUGUUCUGGAGUCUUGUGCUUUUGUGAUGAAGAUCAUUUCUCUUGAGAUCUACUAUGUUGUCAGUGGUGUGUUGGAUCCCUCUCUGAAAGCCGCUCUGGAGAGUUUUAGCAAAAAGCGUCGCUAUGAGUUCUGGUCCGAUUAUGUGCAAGAUCUGGUGUGUUUGGCAUGUGAUGGUGAGGAGGAAGGUCUGCGAUCACUUACAGAGUUUCAGAUGCUCAUAUCUGCCUGGAGGACCCUUUUAAUUCUCUCCACCAGUCAUUGUGAUGUCAUGCAUUUGAAGGACGAUACUGUUAGACAGAAGCUCUUCAUGGAUGUUUUGGAAGGAACCAAAGCAGCACUGCUGAUGUCUCAGUCCGUCUUCUGUCUGCGUCUGGGCUCUAUGAUGGUCACACUGCUCCUCAUCCUCCUCAAACAGUGGAAAAGCGUUCUGGUAUCUGCUCCAGCUUUGCUUCCUCCUCUGUCUUUGAUGUUGGAGAACGUUCUGCACGCUGAACAAAAGCUCAUGGACCAAACCAAAGCCAAACUGCUGUCUGCUCUCAUCUUAGCCCUGCAGGCACAGGGACUCAACGGAGGAGAGAUUACCCAGCUGCCCCAGAUGCUGUUGUGCGUCUGUGAGAUGGUUCAGGACGAGUCACUGGCGUUGAUUGACAGCACGCGUCACAUGAUCCAGAGGGGUGACAGUCAGGAAGACAGUAUGGAAACAGACAGUCCAAUCCAGAAAGAUCAGCAAGACUCAGUGUGUGUGUUAGCUCUUCAUCUGUCUAAAGAGUUGUGUCGGGCGGAUGAAGCAGGUGAACAGUGGCUACAGGUGAUGAGGAAACUGCCGGUUCUGCCAUCGGUUCUAAGCACGCUAGAACUCAGCCUGCGCUCCAAACAGAACCUGUAUUUCAGUGAGGCCGCGCUGCACCUGCUGCUUACGCUCGCCAGAACACCACAGGGGGCAGCAGCGGUUGCAGGUGCUGGAGUCAUUCAAAGCAUCUGUCUUCCUCUCCUCAGUGUAUACGAGGGUCCGGCUAAUGGAGCCGCACAGGCGUUUGUGCGUAAGUCUCAGGACGCCCCCAGCUGGCCGGGUGUGUACAGGUUGAGUUUGUCUCUGAUGGAAAGUUUGCUAAAAACCCUCCGUUAUAACUUCAUCAACGAAGCGCUGGACUUUGUAGGGGUGCACCAGGAGCGAAUACUGCAGUGUCUGAACGCGGUGAGGACGGUUCAGUCUUUGGCGUGUUUAGAUGAAGCCGAUCACACCGUGGGCUUCCUGCUUCAGCUCUCCAACUUCUGCAAAGAAUGGCACUUUCAUCUGCCACAGCUGCUCAGAGAUGUACAGGUGAAUCUCUGUUAUCUGUGUCAAACGUGUACCUACCUCCUGCACAGCAAGAAAAUGCUUCAUCAUUACCUACAGGCAAAGAAUGGGGAGGGGCUUCCUCAAGGACCACACCCCCAGCGUGCGGCACAACCUGUCUCUAAAGAGCAGGUGAGUGGCGAGAGAGAAGAGGCGGAGUCUAAAGCCCUGCAAGCAGUUCAAUGCAGCCUCUUAAAGAUUCUCAGCAAGACGCUAGCGACGCUGCAACACUUCACACCGGACUGCUGUCAGAUAUUACUGGACCAGUCCAUGGACCUUGCUGAGUACAGGACUCUGUUUGUCUUGAGUUUUACAACUCCUGCAUUUGACUCGGAUGUGGCUCCGUCUUUUGGCACGCUGCUGGCAACCAUCAAUGUGGCUCUGAGCAUGCUGGGAGAGAUUGAAAAGAACAAGGAACCAGUCGUUUCAUCUGAAGACACACAAGCUCUGAAGUCUUUGUUGAUGUUCUCGAUGGAGAACUGCUUCUAUGUGUUGAUCUCUCAGGCAGUUCGCUGUCUGAAGGAUCCUUCAAUUUCACCCAGAGAUAAACAACGACUCAAACAGGAACUUAGCUCAGAGCUGAGCACAUUACUGUCUACGUUAUUCAGAUUUUUCCGACGAGGUUCUCCCUCCUCUCCUGCCAGCGGCCUCCUUCCUUCACCACAAACCAAACCACCCACGCAAGGAUCCAAGGGCACGCCGGAGGGACAGGAGCCUUUUAUUCAGCUGGUUCAGGCUUUCGUCCGGCACGUUCAACGCUAGACGCGCACACCUCAGACUUACUGCUCUCAUCAGAGCUUAGUACUUGAAACAGUUGAAUCAGAGAUCUGAAUGACUUCGUACGGGAUUAUUUACAACAAUGAAUCAGUUUGAGUGAUUCUGGGUUCUACUUUAACAUUAAAAAAAGACAUUUUGAUGCCAAAGUAGGCUUGACUUACACAGAGGGCCCUUUCUAUAUAAAUCUGUCUUGAAUCUCCAUAUUGAAGUCAUUGAAAACUGUCAUUACACUCAAAAGGGCCCUUGUAGUUACACGUGUGUAUAUAACAAAUAUGUUACAGACUUUGUCUUGUCAUAGGCUUUUUGUAUUCAACUUUUGUAUGUAAAAGUUGUUAUAUAUUUGUCUUAUUAACCGUAAUAAAGAAAUACAGAUAAAGUGAAA
Molecule: messenger RNA, 5670 nt
Organism: Misgurnus anguillicaudatus (oriental weatherfish)
Lineage: Eukaryota; Metazoa; Chordata; Actinopteri; Cypriniformes; Cobitidae
Gene: nup188
Product: nucleoporin 188
Biological process (GO): protein import into nucleus; RNA export from nucleus
Cellular component (GO): nuclear pore inner ring
Molecular function (GO): structural constituent of nuclear pore
Source: RefSeq, a predicted model, not a curated record